AUUCAACGCGACUUGGAAAAAAAAAUACUUAUUCGGGGAAACGGUGAAACUUUAUUUUAGUUAAUCUGUAUUCGUAAAAACUGUCGCACUCAAUAUGAUAAGUAAAGUUGAUGUUAAUCGCCACAAUAGUGGUUUUAACUAUCCCUAAUUGCUAUUCCAAAUGUAUUGUAUCAAAAUCUAUAAAAUAUCCUCAGCGAUUUGUUUCCACAAUGGCUGAUAGAUUUCUCGGUGAUAUUUAUAACGUUCUAGCGAAACAUGAAAAUGGUAAUCUGAUUUUUUCGCCACUUAGUUUGCACGCCUUGCUAACCAUGUUAAAUUUGGGCGCAAGUGGGAAUACUUCUUCGCAAAUCAAUAUACCCUUGCGGAUGUCUUGUGAUAAGAAUAUUGCUGCAGAAGGAUACCGACAACUUAUUGGUCUUUUACUCAAUAUCGAAGAGGUCAAGCUUAAAUUCGUCAAUAAAAUUUUCGUAUCACAAACGUCGGUACUAAAGAGCAGCUUUGAGAGUAAAAUGACGUUUUUUUUUAAAUCCAAUACAUCCUUAAUUGAUUUAACAAUACCAGAAAAAGCUGCUGAAGAAAUUAAUCGUUGGUAUGCGGAGGAAACUGAAAAUCAUAUAACGAAUUUAUACAAGCCCAGUGAUAUUGAAAACGCAAAAAUCUUGUUGGCUAAUGCCAUUUACUUCAAAGGCAAUUGGACUAAUAAGUUCGAUCCUCGGAAUACGCGACCAUAUCGUUUUUAUGUUAAUGGUCGUAAAGAAUCAGUAAAAAAUGUACCGAUGAUGUUUAUAAACGCCGAAUUCCAGUGGGGCUAUAUUCCUGAUUUAAAGUCUGGUUUUAUUGAACUUCCAUAUGGCAAUCAAACAAAUCCAGCGAUGAAGAUGACGAUUAUCCUUCCGAAUUUAGGAGUUGAUAUUAGAGAUGUUGAGAGAAAUAUUAGCAAAUUAGCUACAAUUAAGUAUCACGGAUCUACAAGCAUGGUUGCUUUGCGUUUGCCAAAGUUCACAAUCGAGAGCGAAUUUGAUCUAAAACCGAUUCUAAAAGAAAUAGGGAUUACUGAUAUAUUUGAAAACACGGCUAAUUUCCAAGAUAUGACGGAGAGUUCUGGGUUGAAAGUUACCAAAGUCGUUCAGAAAGUUGUCAUUGAAGUCAACGAAGAGGGUAGUGAAGCCACUGUUGCUUCAGGAAUGACGAUGCAAUCAAGAGAAGCAAGUCCAGAUUUCAUUGUAAACAGACCAUUCUUGUAUUUUAUUUCUAUGGAAAAUUUGAAAUGGAUAUUGUUUGCUGGUCGUGUUAUGGACCCUACUGCAGUUUGAUUUCAUUUGCAUCAUCAAAAUUUUUCUAAGAACCAAAAUUUUGAAUAAUUCUAAAAAAAGAUAACAUGGGACAGUUUUUAUGAAUUUGGAAAUUUGUAAUAACUAUUGAAUAAUGCAUAAUAAAAUAAAAUACAAAAAAAUAAUUAUU
Molecule: messenger RNA, 1461 nt
Organism: Cotesia glomerata
Lineage: Eukaryota; Metazoa; Arthropoda; Insecta; Hymenoptera; Braconidae
Product: serine protease inhibitor 42Dd-like
Exons: 7
Coding region: 111-1313 (400 amino acids)
Molecular function (GO): serine-type endopeptidase inhibitor activity
Source: RefSeq, a predicted model, not a curated record